This is a messenger RNA of Arachis ipaensis, 2321 nucleotides long. The record is from RefSeq and is a predicted model, not a curated record. NCBI's taxonomy places the organism in Eukaryota, Viridiplantae, Streptophyta, Magnoliopsida, Fabales, Fabaceae.
CAAAGGAACAAGCUCUACAUGACUGAAUGAGAUGGAAGCAGCGCAUGAAGCUCACGACCUGGAAAGCGAGGAUGGCUUACCACAGCGAGCAAAAGAAAGCAGAGCUAGAAGUGAACAGGAAAAAGGAAGGUGCAUGAAAAGUGCUGCUGAAAAGAAAGCUCUAGAAGUUGCAGAUGGAGACAGUCAGAGAGCAGAAGAACAUGUAAAAAAUAUCCCUGAAUCUUCGCUGAACAUAGGUAUAGAGAGAGAAGGAAAUAAUGACAAAGCUGGUAGGAAAUUAAAAAUGAUUACUAGGGUUUUUGAGGAACAAAAAAGGAUAAAUAGGAAGGGAAGAGAAUGGGGUAGACCAAGCAGAACACCUAUUAGAGCUGAAUUGAAGGAGGAUUGGGCUAAAUCUCUACUAAAGCCCAAUGUGGAGAAUCAUCAAAAAAAUGAUAGGCUAGUUGAAAAGGAAGGGAAUAGGUCUAUUGGGAAAUUUUUGAAAGAUCAUUUGAGCAAUAAAUCUGCAGAAAUUAUGGGGAGGAGUUUAGAGGCCCAUAUUAAUUUUACAACCCAUCAAAAUAUUAUAAGCAAAGACACGAAAAUCUGCUUAGAACAUAAGGAAGAAAAUAACGAGAUGCUACAAAGUAACAAACAGAUUUAUAAGACACUUGAUGGUGAUACUUAUUUUGUGGAGCUGGUGGAUGACGAUGAAAAUCAAACUACAAGCAAUGACAAGGCGAUCACAAUAGCAAAAGAUUACAAAAUGGAGUUGGCUCAGAGAAUGCAAAAUCAUCUAAGGCUGAAGAGAAGAAGAAAUGAAGAUCACUUGCAAAUGGAAGAUAUAUAUGAAAAAGAAGAAACAAUGCUGCACUCUCAGAAUGUGUCAAAAAGGAAGAAGUGCUUAAACGAAGAAUGGACAGCGACUAGCUAUCAGCAGUUACAGGGGAGAAGUCAUAUUUUGAAAUACUCAAUGGCUGAGGAGGCGGGCCUUAUCAUGCCCCCAACUCAGCCAUGAGUAUUAUUAGUUGGAAUUGUCGUGGAGUGGCGGCCUCUGCGACAGUUUCGGAGUUACAUAGUCUGUGUAAACAGAUUAAGCCCGCCAUAGUGUUUCUUAUAGAGACUAGAGCUAAGGAAAAAACUAUUACUAGGCUGAAAAAAAGGUUACAUUUUGAAAAUGCUUUUUGUGUAGAAUCCUGGGGUUUGUCCAGAGGGCUAUGUCUCUUUUGGAAUGAAAUAUAUAAAGUUGAUGUUUAUUUUUGGUGUGACAAUUAUAUUAAAGCUCGAAUUGAGGAUAAAAAUGAAAACUCAUGGAUAGGUAGUUUUGUGUAUGGAAACCCGAAUUAUAACAGGAGAAAAGAUCAAUGGAGGGGCAUUACAGCUGGAAACAACAAUGAAGGAGUCCCUCGUCUCUUUAUCAGAGACUUUAAUGACAUUUGAAGUCAGGAAGAAAAAGUUGGACUACACCUGAAACUGUAGAACCAAAUACGAGAAUUCAGAAAGUUUGUGGAUUCUAACUCUUUGAUGGACCUUGAUCUAAAGGGAGGAAAAUUUACCUAGUUCAGCAAUCCAAGGAAUGAAUUUGUGACAAGAGAAAAAAUGAAUAGGGCAUUGGCGAACUGGAAAUGGAUGUUUAUGUAUCAAAAUGCAUCAUUAUCGUUAAUGCCAGCUGUUAGUUCAGAUCAUUAUCCUCUUAUUUUGGAUGUGAUUCCAGUUCAUAGGGUAGAAAAACACUUCAAGUUUGAAGCCUAUUGGGCUGACCACAAAGAUUGUUUUAAUGUGGUCAAGAGGGGUUGGUGUAAGGAAGAGCAAAAUGGCGAUGAAUGGGACAAAAUCAGCAAAAAGAUCAACAAUUGCAAGGAGGAAUUAAAGAAGUGGAGUAAAAUUACCUUUAAAAGAGCCGAUAGAGAGAUCCAGAGAAUGAAAAAGGAAUUGAAAAGACUACAGGAUUUGGACUUCACAGAGGAGAACCAAAGAAUGAUACAACUUCUGAAGGAGAACAUAGCAACAUUAUGGAAACAAGAGGAGAAGUUUUAGGGACAGCGGUCUAGAUUAAAAUGGCUGAGAUGGGGGGACAAAAAUACGGCUUUCUUCCAUUCCAUCACUAUUCACAGAAGAAAAAGAAACAGAAUAGAAAGGCUGAAGAAUGCCUCUGGUCAAUGGUUAAAUAACACAAACGAGAUUAUGGAGCAUAUUGAAGAAUAUUUUCAAAAACUAUUUGCUUCUUCUACUAGACAUGGAUUUGAAAGCACAAUUAAUAAGAUUCCACAGCAAGUUACAGAGGAGAUUAACAAAGAACUGCUCAUGGACAUUACGGAUGAAGAGGUAAGAAAGGAAGUGUU